AUGACUUCGGUGUGGAAGCGGCUGCAGCGGGUCGGCAAGAAGGCGGCCAAGUUUCAGUUCGCAGCGUCUUUCCAGGAGCUCAUGAUAGAAUGCACAAAGAAAUGGCAGCCGGACAAGCUGAGAGUGGUGUGGAUCAGGAGGAACAGGCGACACAGCACAAAGCUUCACGGUUGGCAGCCUGGCAUCAAAAACCCGUACAGGGGUCUGGUGGUGUGGCAGGUCCCUGAGAGCCUGGAUAUCACGGUCACUCUGUUUAAAGAAGCCACAGCCGAGGAGUUCGAGGACAAAGACUGGACAUUUGUCAUUGAGAGCGAGAGUAAAGGGCGCAGAAAGGUCCUGGCCUCCGCUGAUUUGAACAUGAAGCGAUACGCCAGCGCCACUCCGUCCCAGUGCGACAUCACCCUCACGCUCAAGCCGCUGUCGGUGAAGGUGGUGGAGGCGACGCUCAAACUCAACCUGUCCUGCGUCUUCCUCAAAGAGGGCAAAGCCACGGACGAGGACAUGCAGAGUCUGGCCAGUCUCAUGAGCAUGAAGCAAAGCGACAUCGGAAACUUGGAAGACUUCAACGACAGCGACGAGGACGGAGAGGAGCGACGGUUCAGCUACGGAUCCACACACGGCGUCUCGCUUUCUGGUUCUGGUAAAGUUCAUGAUGCGGCUUGGAGGCCUGGAACAGACAAGGACCAGAGCACUCUUCCUUCCUUUUUCUCCACCAUCUCAGCACCACUCAGCCCCAUUUACCCCUCUGCACCCCCCCUUGUCCCUGAAGCCAAUAAACCAUCUCUGUAUGACUACUCACUGCCCGCAUUCACCCCCGCCCACCCACCUGCCCUGCCCCGCAUCUUCCAGCCGGGGGCCACCACAGCUCCUCGGCGCGCUCCCCGAAGGCCCCACAGCUUCCACUGUGACUGGUCUCCAGCUGAGGGCUGGAAAGCCCUGGGUCUGUCCUCCACUCCUCCCAAUACUCUCACGUCUUCUCUUUCUUCUGCCCCUUCUGACUCUUUUCUCCAUCCUCAACCCACACGAGCAGCUGGUCCCACCUCCUGGAGAACUCAGAGCGUUCCUUCCAUCUGCUCUCCCCCCUCUCCCUCCACCUCCUCCUUCGCUCCCCCUGUCCCUCUCCUACCUCCACCUCCAGCUGUUUCCAGGAGGCCCAAAACCCGGGUCUCCUCUGCGGACUCUGGGUGUGCGCUCCUCACCCGCCCCACCAGUCUACCCUCUGCCCCUGAGUCAGCCCCCUGGCAGACUGAAUGGAUGCCCCCCAAAACCCAAGCCCCACUCUCUCAGCCCGCCCUGUCUCCUAAGUUUCUCCAUUCGAACGCUGACGACCCGGGGCUGACCACUGCGGGACAGAAAAAGCAGAAAAUAGACACGACACCUUCCUCCUCUGGAUUUGUCCCCUCUUGGAGACCUCCUGUUCCCCCUCGAGUAGAAAGCACCCCCUCUGCUGUGUCUGGGGCGCCUCCUCUUGCUCUCUUACCCCACACUGUUGUCAAAGCUUCUGUCAAAGACCAGGACACAGAGGUCCACCGACAGCUCAGCACCCUGAACGAAGAGGACACACUCUCUACAUCUGCUGAGCACAAAACCCCUGCUGUCCAAAAGUUUGGAGUGGAAGUAGUCAAAACAUCACCCGGACUUCAGAGCAUGGCCUCACUCCUGUCUACUAGUCCUCAAACGUCUUUAGAAACAGGAUCAAACCUUGCAGACAUCAGCCAAAUACCAAAGGAUACACUAAUGUACAGACGAACACUAGAUAUUUAUGAAAGAGGGCAGUGUGCUCCUCCCACACUACCGAAACCGCAUUUAGAAUUACACCCCAAUGCAUCCAAAAAACAAACAAAACAACGAAAAAGGACAACAAAAGCAACGCAAUCAGAUGCCCAUGUCAGAGAUUCUGGAACUGCCAUUUUGCCUAUACUUGAAGAAUGCCUUCACUCAGAAAAUGGGGACAUCACCAAAGAAAACAGAGUCAGUGUUACAACAGCCGAUAGUUAA
Molecule: messenger RNA, 1998 nt
Organism: Knipowitschia caucasica
Lineage: Eukaryota; Metazoa; Chordata; Actinopteri; Gobiiformes; Gobiidae
Source: the annotation of a GenBank genome assembly